Molecule: messenger RNA, 1591 nt
Organism: Pseudogymnoascus verrucosus
Lineage: Eukaryota; Fungi; Ascomycota; Leotiomycetes; Thelebolales; Thelebolaceae
Gene: SWF1
Product: palmitoyltransferase swf1
Exons: 3
Coding region: 200-1396 (398 amino acids)
Biological process (GO): protein targeting to membrane; peptidyl-L-cysteine S-palmitoylation
Cellular component (GO): Golgi apparatus; endoplasmic reticulum
Molecular function (GO): protein-cysteine S-palmitoyltransferase activity
Source: RefSeq, a predicted model, not a curated record
CCACAGGAAUGCUUGUUCAGUUGGUCAGUCUCGUUGCAACGUUUAUCGGUUUGGAUACCAAGAAACUAUAUUGAAUGGUUUUACUUUUUUGAGAUUCUAUUUGUCGACAUUAUGAUUCCAGCUUGAGUAACCACUCGGACACUGGUCAGGACUCUUGGACAAUCCCGCAGUCCCGCAGUCCCGCCGGGCACCCUUCAAGAUGGGUUUGGUGAAGAGUGUGAUUUGUCUGGUGCUUUUCAUAUCAUUUAUGACAUUUGUUUUGUUCUUUGGAAGACUACCAGCCUUAAGGAGAACGCCCAUCGGUGCCUUGCAUCGACUUUUCAUGAUACAUAUUCCCAGAUUUCUGUUCUCUCUGGAUCAAAAAAUCAGCAAUGGGCGUGUGUAUGCCUCAGGUGCGGAGACGCUGCGGUUUGUUAUGAACGAGCGGCACCCGACAGUUCUUAUCUUGUUCAUUCUCCUGCUCUCCGUCUCAGAAUACCUCUACCUACCCUUUGUCUUUCCCGCCCAAACUACCGCCACCCAAGCAGUAAUUAUUCCAAUCACCCUCAUGCCCUACAUAUUCCUUUACCUUGCUGCGUACUCGGACCCUGGCUUCAUCACCAAUGCCACCCACGCAACCGACAUGCGCCUCUACCCCUACGACCAUGUUAACUUCCACCCAUCCGCCAUAUGCAGCACCUGCGACUUCAUCAAACCGCCUCGCUCAAAGCACUGCGCCCUCUGCAAGCACUGUGUGUCACGGUCAGACCAUCACUGUAUAUUCAUCAACAACUGCGUUGGCUACGGCAACACACAUUGGUUCAUCCUCCUCCUCCUCUCCACCACCCUCCUGACCGCCGCCGGCGGCUACCUGGGCGUGAUAUACAUCAGCGAUAUCAUCAAGGCGCGGUAUAGCUCUUUUACUAUCCGCGGAACGGGGUACACGUGGCGCGAUUAUGCGAAUUUCUGGCUCUGGGGAAUACACGUUAAACCUGGUGCUGGCGGUGUCACGCUCCUGUGUGUAUUGAGUACCGCGUUAAUUGCUGCAUUGGCCGCAUACACGCUAUAUCAGGUUUGGGCGGGCGUUACAACGAACGAGAGCGGGAAGUGGGAUAACACGAGUUGCGAUAUUGAGGAGGAGUCCCUGUAUAUGCGAACUCUUGACGAACAUAGACCGCGAGAUCCCGGUGUUGAACCGCGUGUAAAGUGGCCAGUGCAACCAAAGCUCAUCAGCAUGAGCUGUGAAACCAAGCCGCCGAGUAAUGCGAAGAGUCUACAGGGACAGGGAUACGGGGAGUGGGUGCGUGUGGAGAGUUUGCAUGACUUGGAGAAUGUCUAUGAUAUCGGAUUCUGGCGCAAUAUUGUGGACCUGUUUCUUCCGCGCUCAGCUUGUGAAACUCGAUACGCUGAAGAUUAGGACGGCAUUUCCAAUGCCAAGAAGUUGGGAACUUGGAGCUGCAGUAUAUAGGAGCAGUCGGCCAGUGAUAGGUGGGGGCCACGAAGAUAAUGUAUGGCGGGGAAAAUUACAAUGCGGCGAAUUUUCGUACUUUUUAGAUAGAAAGGAUACCACUGUUGGCGAUGUUUGUGAAUGCAAUGCCAUGUUUUGAAAGAG